ACUUCAACAAACUCUCCUCCAAACAAGAUCCUCCUGGAUACAAAGAUGCCAUGUUUCCCGUGUUUGCUGUGGAAUUCGGAUUGAAUUAACGCGUGCACGCAGCUCUGGAUGUUUCUCGUUGUGGAGUUAUGAACUUAUGAAGACGAUGCAAGUUUAAAGUGCGGUCUGAUUUGAGGAAUGUUAUGCGCAUCUGAUGGAUGCAUGGAUGGAUGGAACUUCCCUCACGAAGAGAUUCUGGGCCUGAGUGGAUUUCAUGAGUGUGUGAAAUAAACAAACUAAUCAUAAUGACGAAGCUCUGUUCGUCUCGCAUCUGCGUGUAAGACUUCUCAGGAAGCUCCGUGAACUGCUGGGUUCUGGCGAUGGCAGGAACCCGUCCAGGUCUCUGAAAGCUCCCCGUGCUGCUGAAACUGCUGGAGACCUCACGCAUGCGGUUGAGUUUGUGUCGUGGAGAGAUUGAAGCGAACAGCAGCGGAAGGGUCUGAGACACCUGUGAGUGAGCGCGAGCAUGAAGGAGAAGUCGAAGAACGCGGCGCGCACGCGGAGGGAGAAGGAGAACAGCGAGUUCUAUGAGCUGGCCAAACUGCUGCCCCUGCCCUCGGCCAUCACCUCACAGCUGGACAAAGCCUCCAUCAUCAGACUCACCACCAGCUACCUGAAGAUGAGGAUCGUCUUCCCGGAAGGUCUCGGGGAAUCUUGGGGUCAUGUGAGUCGAGCGAGUUCUCUGGACAAUGUGGGCCGAGAGAUAGGAUCACAUCUGCUUCAGACUUUAGAUGGCUUCAUUUUUGUGGUAGCUCCUGAUGGAAAAAUCAUGUACAUUUCUGAAACUGCAUCAGUGCAUUUAGGGCUGUCACAGGUAGAGCUGACGGGGAACAGCAUUUAUGAAUACAUCCACCCGGCAGACCACGACGAGAUGACCGCAGUCCUGACGCCUCACCAGCCGUAUCACUCACACUUCGUCCACGAAUAUGAAAUGGAAAGGUCUUUUUUCCUGAGAAUGAAAUGCGUCCUUGCUAAGAGAAACGCUGGCUUGACGUGUGGUGGUUACAAGGUCAUUCACUGCAGCGGCUAUCUGAAGGUCCGUCAGUACAGCUUAGACAUGUCUCCGUUUGACGGCUGUUAUCAGAACGUGGGUCUGGUGGCUGUUGGUCACUCUCUCCCCCCCAGCGCAGUAACCGAGAUCAAGCUCCACAGCAAUAUGUUCAUGUUCAGAGCCAGCCUGGACAUGAAACUCAUUUUCCUGGACUCCAGGGUUGCGGAGCUCACUGGCUACGAGCCGCAAGACUUAAUAGAGAAGACACUUUAUCAUCACGUCCACAGCUGUGACACUUUCCAUCUCCGCUGCGCACACCACUUGUUGCUGGUAAAAGGACAAGUCACCACCAAAUACUACCGAUUCCUGGCUAAGCAGGGUGGGUGGGUGUGGGUACAGAGUUAUGCUACUAUCGUACACAACAGCAGAUCAUCCAGACCGCACUGCAUCGUCAGCGUCAACUACGUCCUCACGGACACAGAAUACAAAGGACUACAGUUGUCCUUAGACCAGGUGACGUCCACUAAACCCUCGUUCACCUACAACAGCCCGUCCAACCCCAUCAGCGAGAACAGAAGAGUUGGCAAAAGCAGAGUCUCCCGUACCAAGACCAAAACAAGACUCUCUCCCUAUCCACAGUAUCCGGGUUUCCCCACGGAUCGCUCGGAGUCGGAUCAGGAUAGCCCGUGGGGAGGGAGCCCCCUCACGGACUCUGCAUCUCCUCAGCUUCUAGAGCAGUGUGAAGGCAUAGACUCCUCAUGCGUGUACCGGCAGUUCUCAGAACCACGGCCGCUCUGCUAUGGCCUACCGCUGACAGACGACCACCAUACCUCCAGUGACAUCUACAGCCACACUCACUCCGAGUCUUGCGAGAGGGGUCGCUGUAAGGCUGGCCGAUACUUCCUGGGCACACCUCAGCCGGGGCGAGAGGCGUGGUGGGGCGCAGCCCGCUCUGUCCUCCCGUUACCCAAGUCUUCAUCAGAGAACGGGGACAGUUUUGAGGGUGUGAUGCCCCACAUCACCUCCAUCCAUAGCCUGCAAGUGAGGGGUCACUGGGAUGAGGACAGCGUGGUCAGCUCACCUGACACGAGCGAUUCAGGUGACCGAUACCGUGGUGACCAAUGCCGCGCAAGUCCCCAAGAGCCCAGUAAGAUUGAAACGUUGAUUCGAGCCACGCAACAGAUGAUCAAAGAGGAGGAAAGUCGCCUGCAGUUGAGAAAGGCUCCUACAGAAAUACCGUUGGAGUCUACAAAUGGUCUGGCCAAGAGCCACGGCUCAUCGUUUCACAGUACCGACUUUCCCCAGUCAGCAUUGCAGAGCGUGGUGUGUCGGGGGCCGGCUCAGGUUAUAAGCCCCGCCCCUAGCCCUGUUCCUCUGUCCCGUCUCAGCAGCCCCAUCCCUGACAGACUGGGUAAAAGUAAAGACUUCCUGCAAAGCGAGCUCUCCUCUUCUCAGCAACACCAGCAGCCAUUGCCCCUGACGGGCACGUGUGCUGUCUCUCCAACUCCAGUGCUAUACCCCUCACACCCCCGCCAGUACCUGGAAAAACACACAGCCUACUCGCUCACCAGCUACGCACUAGAACAUCUGUAUGAGGCAGACAGUUUUAGAGGAUACUCCCUGGGUUGCUCAGGUUCCUCCCAUUAUGACAUGGCCACUCAUCUACGCAUGCAGGCUGAACAAACACCGGGCCAUAAAGGCACCUCCGUCAUUAUCACCAACGGCAGCUGAUGCUUAUCAAAUCACGAACCGCCACUCGGUGCUUCACCCUCUCACUCGAGCUAGCCUAGAAUUUCUGAUUAUAUUUUGUUUUUUCAUUCCCACAAAUUCUACAAAUACUUUUUUCUCAAUUGUUCAUUGUUUUCUAGUAAAUAAACUGAACAUCCUCAAAGCAUAUAUUUACUUAAGGAUUUUUUUUUCUUUUAUUCUUUUUUUUAUAAUGAGGUUCAUGCUUAAGCAGAAAAAAAUCUAAAAGAAAUUAAUUGAAUCUUAUAUUAUGUAAUUUUGUAUAAGUAAAUUGAUCUUAUUUUAAGGAUGUUUAGAUAUUUUUACCGGAAAACAUGAAAAAAAUAAUAAUGAUUUAAGUACACUUUGCAGUUUGUGAGAUCUUAAUAUCUGUUACAGGGACAUUUGUUCAUUUGUUCACAGAGAAGAGAUUCCAUAAAAUAAUUUGUUUGUCAAAUACUUUAUAUACCUGAUUAUUACUUUUUUUUCUUAACCACUAUUAUAAGCUUCUUGAAUGAAUGGGGAUUGUCCAAAUCAUUUCUCAAAGUAAGAGAUUUAAUGAGAACUAUGAAUCUUUACCUGAUCUCAUAAAAGCACAGUGAUAUUAUGGUUUCACAAAUCCACACAGCAAAUAGAUUUAAAUUAUUUUAUUUCCUAUAGUUCACAUUUGGAUUUGGGUUACUGAAUUUUUGGGUCACAAUACUUUGUGGUUAAGCUAGAUGUAAAUUGAAAUUGUGUGAUUUUUAAAUUUUCUUGUUCAUUAGUUUGUUUAUGUUUUGUUUUUGAUGCAACAAUUUUACAUCCAUGACCUCAAAUUCCAUCCAGGUUUUAGUCAUUUGCCCUCUGUACUUGAGACACAGCAGUAGGCGUGUUUUUAAUUAGUCCAUCAAUGGCACUGGGGAAAAUACAUUGUAAUAUUACAAGAAAAAUUCAAGUAGCAUGCUAAUGUACCAGAGAUUAACAACUAAGUCGAAUGCAAAAUGCAGCAUUAAUUUAUAAUUGUUUAAGGUUAUUGUUAGACUGAAUCUUAGCUCAUUUGUGUACUGGUAUACUUUUUGUAGUUGCAUAUGCUGUCCAUCUGUGUUUGGACCCAAUUCAGUCAAAGGCUUGAAGAUUCCAUUUGAGGCUUUUCUCUUUUUUUUUUUAAGAAGAAAUCGGUUGAGCACAUUAUUGUGUUAAGUUGAACAAAUGUUUUGAACCUUUUUUGUCCCCUAACAUGUCAGUCUUUAAAAUGAAAACUGAGAUUAUGCAAUUAUGAGACACAUCUGAUUUUAUUCAAACAAAUGGAACAACAGAAAUGACCUAAAUGACGCCUCUUGCGCUGGUUCCAUUAGAAGGUCUGGAAGUGUGUUUUUGGCCUGAUGAGUGACUGACUGCUGCGGUGCUGGAGGGCUUUGAGUCAAGCUGCUGUUUGGUGUAUUGAGGUUCCACACUGGAGGAGUUCAAGUCUGAUAUGGACGUUAAAGGGGGAAUUUUCUGACAGACUCUCCCCCGUACCUCACUCCUUCUUCAUGUAUUUAUAAGAAACUGGCUCUUUGUUUGGAAAGCUGUUUUUCUCUAAGUGAGAGAAACUCUGGAAAAAAAAAAUAUUUAUGAUGUACAUACUCAAAAUGCACCCUGUCCCCUCACCCACACCAAAUAAAAUGAUGCAAAAGUUGCAAAA
Molecule: messenger RNA, 4418 nt
Organism: Carassius carassius (crucian carp)
Lineage: Eukaryota; Metazoa; Chordata; Actinopteri; Cypriniformes; Cyprinidae
Product: single-minded homolog 1-A
Exons: 12
Coding region: 506-2761 (751 amino acids)
Biological process (GO): regulation of transcription by RNA polymerase II
Molecular function (GO): DNA-binding transcription factor activity, RNA polymerase II-specific; RNA polymerase II transcription regulatory region sequence-specific DNA binding; protein dimerization activity
Source: RefSeq, a predicted model, not a curated record